Messenger RNA from Capsaspora owczarzaki ATCC 30864, 2458 nucleotides. Its product is annotated as pseudouridine synthase. Gene Ontology annotation, biological process: pseudouridine synthesis. The record is from RefSeq and is a predicted model, not a curated record. Gene Ontology annotation, molecular function: RNA binding; pseudouridine synthase activity. Lineage: Eukaryota; Filasterea; Ministeriida; Capsasporidae. The transcript has 2 exons. The coding region runs from base 60 to 2306 and encodes 748 amino acids.
CGCACUCGUACCGCCACAGUCACCAUCACUCGUCUGUCGCAGCAGCAUCGGCGUCCAUCAUGCUUGCUGCCACACCUGCUGCGAGCCCUGCUGUUGCUGCUGCUGCUGCUGCCCCAUCCUGCUGGCUGCACUCGGUCGUCGGCGCCGCUGGUCUUGGCGCUCGCUUUGCAUCGACGUCCGCUCCGAGCCCGUUCGGACCACGCGUCGGACGCCGCCCAACCCCGACCAAGCACCAUCACUCUCAGUCUCGCUCUGGCGAUCGCGAUCGGAGCAGGAUGUCGGCCGGUGCGGCUCGCGAGGACGUCAGGAUUGACAGGAGCCUGAACGCGUCGCCCGCAAAGCCCGAGAACCGCUUCCGUCGCCGAUUGCGUGAGCGCAAUGAAGCACAGAAUGAUGAUAACGAUGAUGCUACGUCGUCAAGGUACUCUGAUCGGGAUCGAUUCGGAGCACGGAAUGCUGCUUCAUCGCGACACGACGAGCGCAGUCUCAGAACUCCAUCGGCCGAGUCGUCCAACCGCGUUGAGCGGUCCCGAGCAAAGUACCUGCCAGGUCGGGCCGUGCAGCCACCGCGCACGCCUGAACGACGAGGCGCACACGAUGAGGAAGAUCGGCCCGCGUUCAGGAACCAGAACAAGAGUCGGCCCGCGUACAUUUCGCCUUCCCAUCAACCGUACACCGCCCGAAAGGGUGAGGUGUCCCGCUCCGACCCUGUCGUGCAGAAGCCGCCAAAAGUCGUUACAAACAUUGUCAACAAGAAUGCAGCAUUGUACGCCGAGCAUCGUGAAUCCUGGGGUUCCGCGAGGGACUGGAAUCGUCGAUCGUCCUCUGCCGCAGCUGCCGACACUCCUGCUCGCACUGGCCGACAAAAGAUUGUGCAGUCGGGUCCAGCGUCGGCGCGCUUUAACGAGGACCGAUUCUUGGUUUCGUCUUCCUCGCGACAAACAGACUCAAAAGCCCCCAAAUCGACAGCGUCGCACACGGCAAACUCGCCUCAAAAACGCUCCGGGAGAGACACAUUCUCGCGCGACCCAGUCGAAGAGGUGGUGGAUGCCGAUGUUGACGUGAACGAAGUUCCCAUUGGCGCACAAAGCCCGCCAAGGCCUGCGCCUCGGCCCAUUACGGAUGCGGAACGCGAUCGCAUUCGGCAGUGCGUGCUGCACAAGGAUCAGCACAUUAUUGUCAUCAACAAGCCGGCGGGUCUCAGUGUCAUGGCAGACGGCUUUGAGGCGUUGGAUUUGUCUCGCCUCCUCCCCGCGCUUCAAUUCGAGGCGCCGUGUCUCCCUCACAUUGUUCAUCGCCUUGAUAAAAACACGACGGGCGCCCUCUUGCUCGCGCGCAACCCUCGCGUUGCUCGCAUUCUUUCUCGCGCCUUCCAAAAGCAGCGCAUCGGGAAGACAUAUACUGCCAUCGUUGCAGGCGCGCCUCCGUUCGAUUCUGGCAUCAUUAACUGCCCGCUCGAAGUCAUUUCAGCAACGACUGCGCGCAAGGUGGGCGUGACUCCAGGCACGGUCUUGUGCCGCCACGAUUUGGUGUAUGCCAACGAAACCAGCUAUUUGCGCACCCGACGCGAUGCGCUGUCCGCCAUUACCCACUUUAGUGUGGUUGGGCGCUCGUCCCGAGGCCCUGCCGCACUCAUUGAAUUUGUGCCAAUGUCGGGCCGAAAGCACCAGCUCCGUGUGCACUCCUCCAAGUAUCUCGGCCAUCCGAUUCUGGGCGACAACCGCUACGGCAACGGAUGUCCUGUCGAGCUGCACGAACCUCUUGGCAUUGCCGGCUGGGACGCCAAGAACGAUGUCGUCAAGCUGCAGCUGCAUGCGCGAAGCAUCGUAGUCCCAAGUCUCGACCAACAACGGAACAACAAGCCGCUGGUCGUCCUUGCUCCGCUGCCGGCACACAUGAAGGAGGUCAUGGACAAGCUCCAAAUGACCGAGUCCUCCUUGCAUGAACAUGAAAUGCAUGGCUCAGUCACAAAGCCUCCGCGCAUUGUGCGAGAGCCAGAUGGUCGGCUGCAUGCUGUCAACGAUGCGUUGAAAAAGCGCAACAAGGCACAGGAGCGCAAGGAGCGCAUGCGCCAAAUGAAAUUGUCUGCCAUUUACGCUCGCAUGGACGAGCGCAAGGCCGCGGUUCGAGCCAGCCGACCCAAGAAACAGCCUCGCACCACUGCUCGUCGACGACCAUUUCCUUCUUCAUCGUCGUCGGCCAUCGUCUCGAGACCAGCUGGCACGAAGCGCAAGCGAGGAGCGGCAACCAUGAAAAAUCUGGUCGCGGCUGGAAAGCGCGGCGCUCGCAAGUCCAAACAGUUGUGAGUUGUCUUUUGGGCUUUUCAAAUCGCUUCUUCGUCCUGGUAACAUGAAAGCUUGGAUAUGUGUUUGGGGCAUUGUAUGCCAUCACAAUUAUUGAAAAAAAGGUUGUUGUUGUUGUACAAUUGUAUUCAAGUAUCAAAAAAAUCAAAACACGA